Molecule: messenger RNA, 2268 nt
Organism: Molossus molossus (Pallas's mastiff bat)
Lineage: Eukaryota; Metazoa; Chordata; Mammalia; Chiroptera; Molossidae
Gene: CFI
Product: complement factor I
Exons: 16
Coding region: 1-2175 (724 amino acids)
Biological process (GO): proteolysis
Cellular component (GO): membrane
Molecular function (GO): serine-type endopeptidase activity; protein binding
Source: RefSeq, a predicted model, not a curated record
AUGCAAGGGGAAGCUAACAAGAACAGCAACUCUGUCACCGAACCCACGGCCAAGCCGCCAGUGACAAACCCGAAGGGCUGCACGGUCUUCGGGCCGCUGUCCCUUCCUUCCCCCACCUCCCCCCGCGGCCCGGCCCCGCGUCCAGCCGCCUCUGAGACCCCUGCCCCCACCGCCACUCACCGGCUCCACGUGCACCUCGGCCCGGGCGUGCACGCCCACCGGCCCGCUACUUCCGCCGCGGACGAGCCUCCUCGGCCACCGUACCGGCCCAAAGCGGAGGGGAAACACGGCCAGAAACUCAGGUUAAAAAUUAAAUUUGAAAGAACUAUCCGGGGCAAAGAAGCGUGCACAGGGGAGAUGCAGACCCUGAAAGUCUCCAACAUGCAGCUUGCUCGAGUUAUUCUGUUACUUUUGUGCUUCAACUUAAGUUUCUGCAAGGUAACUUUGACCUCAGACACAUCUCAAGAGGAUCUGGUGGACAAAAAGUGCUUAGCUGAAAAAUACACACAUCUCUCCUGCCAUAAAGUCUUCUGCCAGCCGUGGCAGAAAUGCAUCCAAAACGCCUGCAUUUGUAAACUCCCUUACCAGUGCCCAAAGAAUGGCACCGCAGUGUGUUCCACAAACGGGAAAAGCUACCCAACCUACUGUCAGCAAAAGAGUUAUGAGUGUCUUUAUCCAGAGGCAAAGUUUUUAAACAGUGGGAAAUGCACAGCUAAAGGACAAUUUAAUGUUUCCUUGAAGUACGGCAAUAGUGAUUCAGAGGGAACUGUUGAAGUAAAACUUGUAGACCAGGAUCAGAAAAUGUUCAUUUGCAGUGACAGCUGGAGCAUAACAGAGGCCAACGUGGCCUGCCUUGACCUUGGAUUUCAACAAGGUGCUCUUGAUACUCAAGGAGACUUCCAUAUUCCUGAAGAGCUCCAUGCAAGUCCCACUGAAUGUCUGCAGGUGCACUGUCGAGGAUUCGAGUCCAGUUUGGCUGAAUGUACUUUUACUAAGAGACUAACUAAAUCUCACCAGGGUUUAGCUGGUGUGGUGUGUUACACACAGAAUGCAGUUUCUCCAACGAAUAACUCCUUUCAGUGUGUGAAUGGGAAACUCAUCCCUCAACAGAAGGCCUGUGAUGGUGUCAAUGACUGUGGAGACCAGAGCGAUGAGCUGUGCUGUAAAGGGUGUCGAGGAGGAAGUUUCCUUUGUAAAUCGGGUGUUUGUAUUCCACCCCAGUACAAGUGCAAUGGUGAGGUGGACUGCAUUACCGGAGACGAUGAAACUGAUUGUGCGGGAACUGGACAUCCUAAAACUAAAGGCAAAGUUGCACAUUUGGCUCAAGAAGAAACAGAAAUGUUGACGGCUAAUAUGGAUGCAGAAAGAAGACGGAUAAAGUCACUGCUCCCUAAACUAUCCUGUGGCGUCAAACCCAGCACACACACCACGCGAAGGAAACGAGUGGUCGGGGGACAGCCAGCACGGGUGGGAGACUUCCCGUGGCAGCUGGCACUUAGGGAAGAUGAGAGAUUCAACUGUGGAGGAAUUUAUAUCGGUGGCUGCUGGGUUCUGACUGCUGCUCACUGUGUCAGAGCCAGUAAAAUUCACCGUUACCAAAUAUGGGUAUCAUUAAUAGACUGGAUAAGUUUUAACAGGGAGAUAACUGUUCAGGGGGUCAAUAAAAUUAUUGUCCACGAAAACUACAAUGGAGCCACCUUCCAAAAUGACAUAGCUUUGAUUGAAAUGAAAAAACGUCGAAACCAAAAAGAGUGUGUGCUGCCUACAACCGUCCCUGCCUGUGUUCCCUGGUCUCCACAUUUAUUCCAACCUAAUCAUAAAUGCAUCAUUUCUGGCUGGGGCCGAGAAAGAGAUAACCAGAAAGUCUUUUCACUUAAAUGGGGUGAAGUUCACCUAAUCGGUAACUGUUCUGAGUUUUACCCUGGUCGGUACUAUGAAAAAGAAAUGGUCUGCGCAGGUACAGAAGACGGCUCCAUUGAUGCCUGUAAAGGGGACUCUGGAGGUCCCUUGGUCUGUCAGGAUGCCAACAACGUGACUUAUAUUUGGGGUAUUGUGAGCUGGGGUGAUAACUGUGGAAAUCCAAAUUUCCCAGGCGUUUACACCAAAGUGGCUAAUUAUUUUGACUGGAUUAGCCAUCAUGUGGGAAGGUCUCUUAUUUCUCAGUACAAUGUAUAAAACUGCGAUAUAAAGCUGUGAUCUCCUUCUUUCUACUCAUUUUCUCUCGGGUUCCAUUUUAAUUGAAAAGGUACUUACUGCAUCAUUAGUACU